Trichoderma harzianum CBS 226.95 is the source of this 519-nucleotide messenger RNA. RefSeq lists its product as hypothetical. The coding region runs from base 1 to 519 and encodes 172 amino acids. The transcript has 5 exons. The record is from RefSeq and is a predicted model, not a curated record. NCBI's taxonomy places the organism in Eukaryota, Fungi, Ascomycota, Sordariomycetes, Hypocreales, Hypocreaceae. Gene Ontology annotation, molecular function: RNA binding.
AUGUCGAAGCUUUUCAUAGGCGGCCUAGCAUGGCACACCGAAGAGGCCACUCUGCGCCAAAAGUUUGAGGAGUUUGGCGUGGUUGAGGAAGCGGUGGUUGUCAAGGAUCGAGAUACCGGCCGCAGCCGUGGCUUUGGUUUUGUGCGAUACGUACAAGAAGCUGAUGCCCAAGCUGCCAUCACCGCUAUGAACAAUGUCGAGUUUGACGGGCGAACUAUUCGUGUUGAUAAGGCAUCCGAUAAUGGUCCCCGUGGCGGAGGAUUCGGCAAUCGCAACGGCGGAGGGUAUGGAGGCCGAGGCGGCGGCGGCUACGGAGCACCGCCGGGACCCUAUGGCAAUGCACCACCCCCUGGUUACGGCGUUCCCAACAUGUACCAGCAAGCUCCGUAUGGCCGCGGUUACCCACAGCAGCAGCCUCAGUACGGCAUGCCUCCGCAAGGUUACGUCCCAUCGUAUGGUGGCUACCCCAAUGUUCCUCAGCAGCCACCACAGCCUCCCCCCCAGGGUGGAGGCUAUUAA